AUGAACAACUUUGGCGUCAUCGAGCUCGCCGGCGCAAAGACGACGGCCGCGCCGGGAUGGGCCUACGUGCCGGACGUGGGCCCGGCCGCCGCCGUCCAGCAGCCCGCGAACCGCAAGCGCGCGCGCAACGCCCCCGGCGGCAACCUCAGCAUCGGGGACCUGUCGGCGCGGCAGGAGGCCAAGGCGCGCAAGGAGAUUGAGGCGCUGGACCGGGACGGCGCGAGGGACGCGUCGAUUCCGCUGCCGGUGAAGAGCGGAAGAGCACAAGUCAAGUUCACGCCCAACGUGCGCCGAAUCAUGCAGUCGCAAAAGACGUUUGCGAACCACCUCGACGACUUCCUCGCCCUGCAGGCCCUCACGGAGGCAAACCCCAGUGCGCAAGCCGGCUCCGCGAGACCGGGCGCGACGUCCGCCUCCGGCAACGGCAAGCGGCCCUCGCAGGCCGGCAGGAGAGACGCCACAUCCUCGAGGCAACAAUCGGCGGCCGCAACGCCCAAAGACGCGGACACGCCCAUGGCCGACGCCGGGCCGCCCUUGCUGCCGGUCCUCCCUCCACCGUACCGAUCGCCCCCCGCCGCGCACCCAGGCGACGACGACCCGCUGCUCAUGUCCCGCGUGCCGGACGUACCGUCGGACGAGGAGCUGCGGGCAUUGCUGGCGCACCCGCCGCUGACAUAUCUCGAGGCGCUGGGCCGCCGUGACGGCACGUACCCGACGAGGACGUUUUGCGAGGUCUGCGGGUACUGGGGCAGGGUGCGGUGCAUGAAGUGCGGGACAAGGGUAUGCGCGCUGGACUGCCUUGAGACGCACCGCGAGGAAUGCGUGACAAGGUACGGGCUCUGA
Molecule: messenger RNA, 843 nt
Organism: Purpureocillium lilacinum
Lineage: Eukaryota; Fungi; Ascomycota; Sordariomycetes; Hypocreales; Ophiocordycipitaceae
Biological process (GO): chromatin remodeling
Cellular component (GO): Swr1 complex
Molecular function (GO): nucleosome binding
Source: RefSeq, a predicted model, not a curated record